Molecule: messenger RNA, 576 nt
Organism: Labrus bergylta (ballan wrasse)
Lineage: Eukaryota; Metazoa; Chordata; Actinopteri; Labriformes; Labridae
Source: RefSeq, a predicted model, not a curated record
UACCACUUGUCAGAUCAGCAUCAGAAACAUUAACUUGAUGUAAAUGCAACAUCUUACAGCUUCAAAAUAUUAAAAACUAUAUAGAUAGAUUUUUCAAAGUUACAGGGAGCUGAGGAAACAAGUUUGUACAAAAAGAAGGACUUGGACAAUUGGAGGAAAAUUUGGAGUCGGGGCAAAAUGGCAGAACAACCGAUCAUCACCAAGGUGUUUAAUGAUCCCAUCCAUGGUAGCAUAGAGUUACACCCACUCCUCAUCAAGAUCAUUGACACACCUCAGUUCCAGAGACUUCGAUUCAUAAAGCAGCUUGGAGGUGCCUACUUUGUUUACCCUGGAGCGUCUCACAACCGCUUUGAACACUCGAUCGGGGUGGGAUACUUAGCAGGAAAACUUGCUGAGGCUCUCAGGUCAAGGCAGCCGAGACUCGAUAUCGAUGACAGAGACGUCCUUUGUGUUCAGAUUGCUGGCCUCUGUCAUGACCUGGGUCAUGGACCCUUUUCCCAUCUGUAUGAUGGAAUGUUCCUCCCCAAAGCACUGGAAAAAAAAAAGAAAUGAGAAAAAUGGGAAAUUGGGAGAAAU